AUGAUUGAUCCACCGUACGUAGCAUGGAUGAAGGAACAGAAAAAGCAGGGGAAGCCGUCUCCUUCCAUCAAGCGAAUAGCAAAGGCUAAACGCGAUUCUGCUGGCGCCUCCACUAGCGGCAGUUCGCGGCGCGAAUACGAUCAUGGCGCCGACACGGACGUCAGCGACGACGAUCUCGAGGAGAUCAUGUCCGAAUCCGACAGCGAUGCAGACUCUGACAACUACAAGGAGUGCAGUGACGACGACGCCGAAGAAACGGACGGAGGCGAGGAGGGUAGCGGCGACGACGGCAGCAACCGUGCGCCGAGGAAGGAGAGACGCGUGCCUGCAGCGCCAAACAGGCGGCAGUGGUCCGACGCUGAGCUCACGGCACUCGCGGCCGCCCGUUGGAACACCAAGGAUGAUGUGAUCGCGAUGCAAGGGAAGCAGGGGAGUCAGUAUUGGAAGAAGCUGCGUGCGCACAUAGUCGAGGGGGACCCUGACUGGAACCGCGAUGAGGGGCAGAUGUCGAACGCCUGGAAGCGCCUGGAGAAGAAGUACCUGAAAACGAAACGUGGAGAGGGGCAGAGCGGCGGGAAAGCCAUCAAGAAAAAGGCGUGGUGGGAAUACAUGUACAGCCUUAAAAAACAUUCGGCCAAGGCCAAGCCACACGCCCUUGACGGAGGUGGCGCCGCUAACGUCGACGUCCCUGCAUACGCCGCUGUGCCAGGCACCAACGAUCGUUAG
Closterium sp. NIES-65 is the source of this 726-nucleotide messenger RNA. Lineage: Eukaryota; Viridiplantae; Streptophyta; Zygnematophyceae; Desmidiales; Closteriaceae. The record is from the annotation of a GenBank genome assembly.